AGAGAUAGGGAAGUUCUUUAGUGCUGUGCGAGGAAAUCAGAGAGGAAGCAUAGGCUUACAUGAUGGCUCUCACUCUUUUAUCCAUCUUGAUUGCUGCCAUCCCUGUGGCCUACUGCUAUCCAACUGCCUUCCAGGACCUGAAGGAGAUAAGUAAAAACAGAACCUCCAUCAAGUUCUUGGCCGUGGGCGACUGGGGUGGAGUCCCCUAUCCCCCGUACAUCACCGCUGUGCAGAAGGCUACAGCCCGAGAAAUGAGCAAAGUAGCAGAGCAGAUGGGAGCUGACUUUGUUCUGGCCCUUGGCGAUAACUUCUACUACAAAGGUGUGGACAGUGUGGAUUCUCCUCGGUUUAAGGAAACGUUUGAGUCUGUGUACACUGCAAAGUCUCUCAAUGUCCCCUGGUAUGUUCUUGCUGGCAAUCAUGACCAUGCAGGCAACGUCAAAGCCCAGAUCGACUACAGCAAAAAAUCUGACCGAUGGAAAUUCCCCUCUUACUACUACGAGUUGAACUUCCGCAUCCCCAACACUGGGAAGACCCUGACCAUAAUCAUGCUCGACACUAUCAUGCUGUGUGGCAACUCUGACGACUAUGUGGACGAGAAGCCCCGAGGACCCCUGCGUGCAGUGGACGCCAAUCGUCAGCUGGCUUGGCUGCAGGAGAGACUGGCUCGGUCCAAGGCAGACUUCCUGUUGGUGGCAGGCCACUACCCUGUGUGGUCGGUGUCUGAACACGGGCCCACAGAGUGUCUCCUGCAGAGGCUUCACCCCCUCCUGAUUAAAUAUAAGGCUACUGCUUAUCUCUGUGGGCAUGACCACAAUCUGCAGUACCUUGAAGAGUCUGGUGUAGGCUACGUGGUGAGUGGUGCUGGAAACUUCCUGGAUCCUGACGUCCGCCACUGGAAUCAUGUCCCCAAAGGUUCACUGAAGUUUUUCACCGGACAAGCUUCGACGCUGGGAGGCUUUGUCCACGCAGAGGUCACAAAGAACAAGAUGGUCGUGACCUUCUUCCAGGCUAAAGGCACUUCUCUCUAUCGCACUGUCCUCUCUCAAAGGGAGUUUGAGUAGCUGGGAAUGGACCGGCGGACUACAGCUUAGGUACAAUGUCUGUCUGCAGUAUAGAUGAAAACCAAUCACUGUAAAUCCUGUUUUUAAAAAGAAAAAAAUACGAAUUUAACAUUUUUAAAAAGAAUCGAUUAGUUUUACAUGUGAAUAUAUUGUGAUUAAAAUAAAUGCUGUUUGUAAUGAAA
Mugil cephalus (flathead mullet) is the source of this 1246-nucleotide messenger RNA. It is a transcript of the gene acp5a, whose product is annotated as acid phosphatase 5a, tartrate resistant. NCBI's taxonomy places the organism in Eukaryota, Metazoa, Chordata, Actinopteri, Mugiliformes, Mugilidae. Gene Ontology annotation, biological process: bone resorption. The record is from RefSeq and is a predicted model, not a curated record. Bases 60 to 1064 code for a protein of 334 amino acids. The transcript has 6 exons. Gene Ontology annotation, molecular function: acid phosphatase activity; ferric iron binding; ferrous iron binding.